Messenger RNA from Desarmillaria tabescens, 1150 nucleotides. RefSeq names its product glycoside hydrolase family 16 protein. The transcript has 6 exons. Gene Ontology annotation, biological process: glucan catabolic process. Gene Ontology annotation, molecular function: hydrolase activity, hydrolyzing O-glycosyl compounds. The record is from RefSeq and is a predicted model, not a curated record. Lineage: Eukaryota; Fungi; Basidiomycota; Agaricomycetes; Agaricales; Physalacriaceae. The coding region runs from base 132 to 1109 and encodes 325 amino acids.
UCAGCAUUUGAUCUCGUUUACCACUUGGUUCAUCAUGCUAGGGGCUACUAAAAGGGUCACUUCUGCUCCUCGGUUCUAUAAAUCCUGUCUGUUUUUCUGUCGACUAUGUUGUCUGUCUACUUUCCCCCUUCAUGUAUUCCUUACUCCUCGCCGCUCUUUUCGUCUCCGUGCAAGCUCACCCUGCUUGGUUUACUUUGCAAGACAAGUUCAUAGGCUCAGAUUUCUUUUCUGGCUUUGACUGGAAAACCUUUGACGACCCUACUCACGGUCGCGUCAACUAUGUCGACCAGCGCACUGCCAUAGCCAAUAAUCUCUCUUAUGCUUCAGCCGAUGAUACCAAGUUUUUUAUGUGUGCCGACGCCCACAAUGUCAUUUCUGCCAGCGAUGCUCGUGGCAGGGACAGUGUUCGCAUUGAAUCCUUCUCCGCCUACGAUCAAUCUGUCGUCAUUUUGGACGUCGAACACAUGCCUGCUGGUUGUGCGACCUGGCCGGCCUUUUGGUCAUUCAGUCAGUCGGGCCCUUGGCCUCAGGGCGGCGAAAUAGAUAUUAUAGAAGGCGUCAAUCUCAAUACAAACAACCUCGCUUCUCUCCACACAACUCCCAAUUGUUCUAUGCCUGAAGAGCGUUUACAGAGCGGGCAAACUCAGUCAACCAACUGCGACACAAACUUCAACUACAACCAGGGCUGCGGAACUUCCUUUACACAAAGCAACUCUUACGGUUCUCCAUCUAACAGCAACGGCGGCGGAUGGUACGCAAUGCGCAGAACCAAGGAAACCGGUAUCCAAGUCUGGUUUUGGCCUAGGGACAGUUGGCGGGUCCCACUUGAAGUCCGAUAUCCAUUUAUCUUCAAGCACAUCGGCUUCGGAACAGACAGCUGGGGAGAACCAGACGCAACUUUUCCUGUAAAGGACUGCGACUACUCAACCCACUUUAAUAGUCACAAGAUCGUGAUUAAUCUUACUUUUUGCGGUGACUGGGCAGGCAAUGUAUUUGCUUCUGCCGGUUGUGGCACUUCCACCUGUGUGGAUUUCGUUGAUAACAAUCCUGAUAAAUUUAAGGAAGCAUACUGGGAGAUUAACUCUUUGUAUGUCUUCAAGCGUGUGUAGUACCGGUGGAAAUACUGAGUUUUUCGAUUCUUGCGUGAUCA